CGAUGCACACGGCGCCCAGCGGCCAGGCUCUCGGCUCUGCCCCCAGCACAUCGUGCCUCGUGCUGCGUGCACCUCCAGCGUACAAUUCGCUCCCGGAUUGCCCGUACGUGGGUGCGUGGGUGCGUGCAUGCUUGCCGUGUGACAGGCGCUGGAGCUGCUCCUGCUGCUGCUGGUGUCGUUGCUGUCCGGUUUUUAUGGGUGCAGAGGUGAUUUAGUGCGGCGUGCGUGCGUGCGUCUUGCCCGUCUAACUGUUCGUCGUCUACCUGCGUGCGUACGUACGUCUGGGGAUUCAAGACGCGUGCCAAGAGUCAAACGGCUGGGGUAAUACGCCGGGUGAACAUGCCGAAAAGGAUAUCACUUGCGUAUUACCACCUGCACCACAGAUCUGCGGACAGCGAAGAGGCGGCGUAGAGCUGCAUGACGACGCAGCAUGGGCAGAGCUGAUGCUGGGGGAGGAUGGAAAGGAGUAUGGUUGAGCAUAAUCGUGAUGCUGGGAGGAUCGGGUGGUGUGGAGGGUGCAGGAAGCUGCGGACUUGCGGAGCUGGGCUGCAAAGACGGUCAUUGCGUGCCACUAGACGCGUACUGCGACGGUAAGGACGACUGUGGAGACGGAAGUGACGAGCCGGCAUUGUGCACGCCGUGCAACCGGACGUACCACGGAGUGGAGGGCCGGACGUAUAAGCUGGUGCUUCUGCGGCCGGUGCAGGUGCGGCUACCCUUCUUCUGCCACCUGACAUUCACGGCUGGGGGUCCCGGGCACGGCGAAUUGGUCCAACUUCUUUGGGAGGAGUUCAAAAUCGGUCGGUUGGACCCGGAUGCCAAGGACGCAACGGGCAGCUGCCCCGAGGGCUCGCUACAGCUCGCGGAGCUGGGUCGGCCCUUUACGGGGGGCUCAUGGUGCGGUGCGGGGAAAGGGCGCGCCUCCUACUACAGCGAAACGAGCACCGUGACGGCCUCCGUCAGGCUCUUCCACGCGCCGACGUCGGUCCCCUUCGAGUUCAGCCUGCGCUACCGGUUCGUCGCGCGAAGCGAAGCGAUCGCGCGGCUGGGCCAGCCGGGACUACCGUUUGAGCGGGGGGCCCCGGUACCAGGGACCUACUGUUCGAGGAACUUUUACGAGUGCUACCGUAAGCGGUGUCGCGUCCAGAGUCCGAACUACCCGGGCGAGUAUCCGCGCAACGCGACCUGCCUACUGAAUCUGCGUCAGAAGGAGGUCCCCACCUGCAAGCACGCCAUGAUGGCCGUCAGGCCCAGCGCUCCGGGGCCCGCCGGUCUCGCCGCGAGUAACACCACCCUCGCCGUCUGGCAGGACUGCCCCCCCGAGCGGGACCGCAUCGUCAUUCGCGACGGCACGGGGCCCGACGACCCCGUGCUUCUCACCUACUGCGGGGGGCCCCUCCCUCGCGUCACAGCACGGGGCCCCACCAUGCUCGUCGAAUUUCGCAGCUCCCCUCUCGCCAUCCCCCUCGGCGCGUCCGCGCUCAGACUCGAACUCGAGGCCGAGGUCGUCUUCGUCGACUCCGACGGGCUCGACUACGCCCGCGGUAUCCAGGGCUGCCACUUCUUCGUUAACGGCACGGCUUGGCGCUCCGGCGUCCUCAAGGCCCCCCUUCAUUCUCUGCCACCCGGCUCGAGCUGCACCUGGAACAUUCAGGGCCUCUCUGGCGACCGCGUCUGGAUUUACUUCUCGUCCUAUUCUCAACGCGACCUCACUGGCAACGCUGAAAACAACGUCAGCGCUCAGACCGAUCGGCCCUGCGCCGUCAAAAUCACCCUCUGGGACGGUACCCCAAGCAGUGGGCUACCCAUUGUUACUCUCUGCGACGAGGCACCGAGACUCUGCGCUCACGCGGCUCUUCGCAAUGCCACCAGGGCUACUAGGCCAUGUACCGCCGAAGAAAGCUACCUCACUGUCGCCCCGACUCUCACCCUCAAGAUGGAAAGUUCACCUGGGACGGUGCUGCAUACAGUCAACUUUCAGGCGCGGUACGAAUUCGUGGCAACGUUGCAGGGCGGCGAGAGCUGGAUCGAGGGUGCGUGCAAUCGGGUGUGGCGGAAGGUACGAGCGGGGACCAUAACGUCGCCAAGGGACGUCCGUCUCUUCGGUAGGGGCGGCGCGUCGCGGUUGGAGUGCCGCUACCGCGUCGAAGGGGGCCCGGGUGAGCGGGUCCGUCUUACCCUGCACAACGCAAGUCUCGGGGAGUUGACGACUUGCGUAAGCGAGCCGGAUUCCCACACGGGGCGACCGCGUUGCUUACCGGAAGUCGGAUCGCGGGAGGCCCACCUGACGCUCUUCGAGGCGCCCUGGAGGGACUUCAGACUGCCGCGGGCCUGCCUUUGCGACAACACCUCGCACCUCCCCCUGACUCACAUAUCGACGAGCCGAGCCCUGGAGAUCACGUUCCUUGUCGAUCAACAAGCCCCGCACGAGGAUUUUGAAACCGUAUAUUUCCACGCGAGCUUCGAGCUCGUUAGGGUGCCGGAGUGCCCGCGAAAACAGAGGGUUCGGGGCGAAGGUGGGGAGCUCAGGUUCGUCGCACCCCCGCUAUCCAGGCCCGAUAUAUACUGCGAGGGCCUCCCGUGGCUCGUUGAGGCCCGGGAAAAUCGCUCGCUGUUUCUCCUCACCUGGGGCUGGUUUCUGCCCCUCGACUCGAACCCCGCCGUCGGUCAGUCCGUCAUCAGCGACGCGCCGCGAUGCCCCACGAGCAAUCGCGUCCUCCUGUACUCUGGGAAGCCCCCCAAACUCCUCAAGGUUGUCUGUCCUGCCGAGCCCGGUGCCCGGGAGUACGCCGUUCACGUCUUCUCCGAGGAGUGGCUCAGCACCGAGGGGGAGGGGGGCGCGGGCAAGGAUGCCUGGCUGGGACCCCCGCGGGCCCCGGCCCUUCUCAUCGACUUCGUCGCUAGGGAGCCGGGACAGGCCGCGGCUUCUUGGCUCGAAAUAUCCAGGAGCAGAUCGGCCCUCCGGAGGCAGCUGAGACUCCCCGAACGCGGCGUCGAAAAUGACACAUCUACAACCGGUGACUGUCCGCACAGGUGCCCAGAACUCGGUGCAUGCAUUGCUGCCAGCCUAUGGUGCGACGGCAGGCCCCAUUGCCCAUCUGGUCACGACGAGGAACACUGUGGAAACGGCGCAAGGCUCUUGGGCAUGCUUCCCCCCGCCGUUUGGCUCUUCGUCGCCGGGACUGCCGGCGUCGUUACGGCCUUUGCCUGUAUCCUCGCUAUCUUAAUUGGUCCAAGAAAUCGGCACGAAGACUCCGUUACGAAGGACAGUACGAGGGAAAGAAACCGCGCCGAGCACCAACCGAAGAAACCCUAUUGGGCGCAGCCUCCUGACAACAGCAGCCCGGCUUCGUGGAGUACAUCCACGUCGACCGGGAGACAACAGUCUAGAGACACGAUGCUGUACUUUACCGUCCAAGUUACUAACUUAACUGAAAACACCCCCAGCUGGUGCCAAGAUAUCGGCACCGUUACAGGGGCGUAUCUCUGUGAUACACCACCACGAUCUAUUUUAGGGGACUUCUAAAGCGUGGGGGCCCCGCUUAGUCGUUAUCAUGUAUGUUAUAUAAUGUACUCCCCACGGUAGACCUAUUCCCACUGCCACAUUACCGUCGUAUAUGUAUGUAUAUACGAUACACCAUUGUACUGUGGACACGAAUUAACAAAUUCAGCACAGUGUAGCCCGCCAUAAUUAUUGCGUAUAAAAAUUACUUCGUAUGAGUGGGGAAUUUCACGGUUAUUACCUACAUUGAAUAGACGUGUGUUCUGGUUCAACUCCGACGACGAGCUUGUUUUACAAAUGUAUCCGUUCAUUGAGUACUAUUUGCACCCAGUACAAUUU
Messenger RNA from Diprion similis, 3841 nucleotides. RefSeq lists its product as uncharacterized. NCBI's taxonomy places the organism in Eukaryota, Metazoa, Arthropoda, Insecta, Hymenoptera, Diprionidae. The record is from RefSeq and is a predicted model, not a curated record. The coding region runs from base 431 to 3526 and encodes 1031 amino acids. Gene Ontology annotation, molecular function: protein binding. Gene Ontology annotation, cellular component: plasma membrane. The transcript is spliced from 4 exons.